AUGGUACUCACGGUUGAAUUUUACUUCAUCUUUAACACGAAGCGAAAGGAAUUGAAGAUGUUACGAUAUAUUACUCUAUUGGUUUGCACUGGUGGUGCUGGAAUUGGACUGGAAAUUCUACAAAGUGUUGUAAAUCCUACUCGUGUAUUUGAUAUAAAUGAUAUUCUCUGCAAUAUUGCGGGAAGUCUAGUAGGAGUGGGGAUCAGUUCAGGGUAUCUGAUGUGGAUAAUGAAGAACAAGAGACCACAAAAACAGAGUUAUAUAAUGAACGUUCGACAGUCAUCGAACAGAAUUGAACAGGAAGACGUGGUUCCGGAGGAAGAAGACUAUAUUAAAAUAGAAAUGAAGGAUGCUGCCGAACAAGUGUGA
This is a messenger RNA of Debaryomyces hansenii CBS767, 369 nucleotides long. RefSeq lists its product as uncharacterized. The transcript has a single exon. The record is from RefSeq and is a predicted model, not a curated record. NCBI's taxonomy places the organism in Eukaryota, Fungi, Ascomycota, Pichiomycetes, Serinales, Debaryomycetaceae. Bases 1 to 369 code for a protein of 122 amino acids.